AACCGAAAAAAACAAAAAACUCAAAGAAAAUCAAGAAAAGCUAUCUAUCUAUCUAUCUUCCCGUACUGUACAUUAAAAAGACUCGAACAGCGAGCUACAUAAUAUAAAUGCAAAGUAAGAAACCAAAAUGAUGGUUCAGAUAUGAGACGAUCCAUUUGGAUUAUUCAAGAUUUCCACCUUCAUGUCGCAAAGGUGGAGCUUAAUUAUUGUGGCAAAAGAUGUACCAGUUUUUAUGAAAAGAGGCCCAAGAAGAGAUAGCACCUCCUUAGUCAAAAGAAGAUGAAAGCCGAGGCCCCUCUUGAUUAUGCGGUAUUCCAAUUGUCACCAAGGCGUACAAGAUGUGAAUUGUUUGUUUCAAGUGAAGGAAACACCGAGAAACUGGCUUCAGGGUUAGUGAAGCCAUUUGUGACACAUUUGAAGGUUGCAGAAGAACAGGUUGCAUUAUUGGUUCAGUCAAUAAAGCUUGAAGUUCAGAAAUGUAUAAAUGCCAAAACAUGGUUCACUAAAGGAACGUUUGAGAGGUUUGUGCGGUUUGUUAGUACACCUGAGGUUUUGGAAUUGGUCAAUACCUUAGAUGCUGAGAUGUCUCAAUUAGAAGCAGCUCGGAGAAUCUAUUUCGAGGGAGGCGGAGAUCAGCUUUCAAGUACAUUGGGUGGGAGUGGAACCAGGACUACAGCCGCUGCUGAUGCAACAAAGAAGGAACUUUUGAGAGCCAUUGAUGUACGACUUGUUGCAGUUAGGCAGGAUUUAGCCACAGCUUAUGCUCGUGCUAUUGCUGCUGGCUUUAACCCAGAGACAGUAAUGGAACUUCAACUGUUUGCAAAUCAGUUUGGUGCCCAUCACUUAAACGAAGCUUGCUGCAAAUUCAGAUCCUUGUGCGAGAGAAGGUCGGACCUGAUCAACCCAUGGAAGGCAGGAGUGAAGGUUCGAGCCCUCCCGUCCUCAUAUGGGUCGGACAUGUCCAUCGACGAAGAUGUUGCUACCACUCAACAAGAACAACAACAACAUCCCGGGCCCCACCAACCCCAAAGCCAACACCUCCAAGACGAUAGACACCUGACCGGCCGAGAACUAGAGGCAACCCAACUACCCCUCGAGCAUUCAAAGCCCUCCACGUGUCAGCAACCUAAGCCUUCGUUCCCAUUACGAUGUAGUAGAGAAUCAAGCGUCGAGAAAGACGAUAGCAUAGAAGACGUCGGGGCUGUUCCUGUUCAGAAAGAAGAGGGUUCAAAUAAAGUAGAGUCCUCUCAGAAGGGUCAGCCUGCGAGGCGGCUUAGCGUACAGGAUCGGAUUAACCUGUUUGAGAACAAACAGAAAGAAACUUCCAGUAGUGGUGGCAAGCCUGUUGUUGUUGGGAAGUCUUCUGAACUUCGGAGACUCUCGUCGGAUGCGUCCUCUGCUGCUUCGGUCGACAAGUCGGUGUUGAGGAGAUGGAGCGGUGUUAGUGACAUGAGUAUUGAUCUGAGUGGAGAAACGAAGGAUAUUGAGAGCCCUCUAUGCACGCCAUCCUCUGCCUCUGUUUCGCAGACCAAGUUCGAGGACCGAAAGGGAUUGAAUGACACAGCAACAUCUGCAAAGCCCGAAUUCAAAAUAGUUCCAGGGAGGGUUAAUGAUAUUGGGUUGAGAGAGCAAGCUGAUUAUCAGAGUCGGGUUGGAGUUACCUCUGGAAUAGAAGAGGUGGUGACAAAUUCUGGUACUCAGUUGACGGUUUCUUCUGGUAGGUCAGGAGAUGCUUACGAGUCUAACAAGUUGACUUCUACUUCGGGAACAGUUGAAAUUGAUGGUUUGAAUGAUCAACCACCGGGUAAGACUCAGUCUCGGUUGUUGGGCAGGGCUGAGGAUAGCGGAUUGAAGGAUCAAUCAACUUCUCAACCACAAAUCAGAUCUUUGCCUGGGCGUAGAGCAGAACACCAAUUUGGUUCGUUGGAUCAAGGGAACUACGGGGGUUCUGUCAUUGUUGACAAACAUGGUGCCAUCAAGCAGCACGUAGUUUCCGGAGUGCAGGCUACUCCUCAGACCCAGUCUGGAGCUUUUGCAAGUAGGGGUGGUGACAAGAGAUCCAACAGUGAAUCAUCUCAACUUUUGCAUACUGAAAUUCCAGACCAAGUGGAGGGUGUUGGAUUGACAGAUCAACCUGUUUCUCGACCACGUUUGAAGGCCUCUGUGAGGACUGCUGUGGAAUCUGGGAUAUUGGAAGGUGGCUUUGGAUCAAAAAUUGGAGAAGCCUUUGCUUCCCAGUAUAAAGCAACUGAGGGUGACUCACAUUCUCAGACCAGGUUGAGAUCCUUAGGAGAACUUGAGGAAGUUGGAAUUCCUUCUGAGAAGCAAUCUGGCAGUUCUGUGGUCACAGUGGCAGAUUCUGGACUCCUAAAAAUGAAGUUCCCAAAUCAAUUUUCUGCCUCUAACCAUGUCAAUAAGUCACAACAAGGUAGGAGGGAUGAAAGCAGUGUCUAUGGUAAUAGCAGGACACGUUCCUCUGGUAAAAUGGUUUCAGAUGAUCAGGAGAGCUUUGCUUCAAUUCUGAUGCCACCUGCAGAACCACUUCAAAGAGUAAGGCCAUCUAAAGGAAAUCAGGAACUGAAUGAUGAGCUGAAAAUGAAAGCAAAUGAGCUUGAAAAGCUCUUCGCAGAGCAUAAACUUCGAGUUCCUGGAGAUCAGUCCAACACUGCACGGAAAAGCAAGCCUGCCGACAUGCAAAGUGAACCAGAAGCAAGCUCACCUGACAGGAAAUCAGUGGCAGAGAUUACUCCUGUACAAUAUUCUGCCAAGAACACGUUGACCGACCCUGCUGGAAGUUCCAGAAAUGUGGCCAAAUACAAUGGUAGUUUGGCAACGAAAAAGGUUGACAAUCAGGAUUAUAUUGAUGCUUUGAAUCAGAAUUUUUCUGAGCUUGGUUCUUCGGGUGAUUCUAGAGGAAAAUUCUAUAAUAGCUAUAUGCACAAAAGAGAUGCAAAACUUAGGGAAGAAUGGGGUGCCAAAAGAGCAGAGAAGGAAGCCAAGUUAAAGGCCAUGCAGGACAGCCUCGAGAGGAAUAGAGCUGAAAUGAUGGCCAAAUUUUCAGGAUCUGCGGAUAGUCAGGAUUCAGUGUCCAGUGCUCGUCGACGUGCAGAGAGACUCGGAUCCUUUAAUAGUAGUGCAACUCUAAAAAGGGAGCAGCAGCCAUUAGAUUUUAUGCAAAGUGAAGAUGAAGGUAUAUCUGAAUUUGCAGAACGGAAGUGUUUAGAUCAAGAUAGGUCUUUUAGUGAGACAACUUUGGCGGAUAGUGCUUCCAGGAGCAUCCAAGGUAAGAAGCUUUUACCCAAUAAAAGUUCCUCUUCGUCCUUUCCUCGGACCACUGUGGCACCACCAGUCCCAAGGUCUGCUGUCAAACCUUCCAAUCCCAGUUCUGGGAAAAGAAGAAUGCAAUCUGAAAAUCCUCUUGCACUGUCAGUCCCGAACUUCUCUGACUUGAGAAAAGAAAACACCAAACCGCCUUCUGCAGCUAGCAAAAUCCGUCCGCAAUUGAGAAACUAUGCCCGCAGCAAAAGCUCCAGUGAAGAAAUACCUCUUGUAAAGGAAGAGACGCCACGUCGAUCACCACCCUCGAGGAAAAGCUCUGCAAUGACUCCCUUGAAGUCUGAGGAUGUUGUUCUGGCACCACUAAAAUUUGACAGGGAGCAUCCUAAGCAGAGUCUCGAUGACAAAAUUUCGAAGAAUGUGGUGUCAACCUCUUUCCUUGGGAAUGGUAGAGGUCCAGGUGCUGUAGCUGAUGCUGCCAAACUGAAGGCCUCAAUGACAUCCGAGGCUAUGAGUUAUGAAGAAGAAUCUGAUGAGGCCACCUUCAUACACAAAGAUUCGGUCGAUGUUGUCAAAGAUGAAGAGGAGGAGUUUGAAACCAUUACUACUGAAGAUCAUGCAAGUCUGGAUAGUGGAGGACCAAGACUGAUCCAGGAAUCAGAGAAGAUGGCGAAUUCUGGAUUAGAAAAUGGUGAUGCCUUGAAACUGGACCCUUGUCCGGUUGCUGAAUUGCCUACUGCCGUGCCUUCAACCUUCUAUCCUGCUGUGUCUGUGCCAGGCUCACCUGGUGAAAGCCCUGUAUCAUGGAACUUGAGCAUUCAUCAUCCUUUUUCUUAUCCACAUGAGGCAUUUCAUAUUGAUGCAUCUGUGGACUUUCCUAUAGGGAAUCCUGCAGCUUGGAAUUCACAUUCUCUUAAUCAAGCAGAGGCUGAUGUGGCACGAAUGAGGAAGAAAUGGGGUAGUGCUCAAAAGCCAAGUCUUGCUACUUAUUCUUCCCAUAAUCAAUCUCGUAAGGAUGUGACAAAAGGAUUUAAACGGCUUCUAAAGUUUGGGAGGAAAAUUCGCGGCCCAGAAAGUUUGGUUGACUGGGUUUCUGCUACAACAUCGGAAGGAGAUGAUGAUAUGGAAGAUGGACGAGAUUCUGCCAAUCGGUCAUCAGAAGAUUUGAGGAAGUCAAGAAUGGGAUUCUCUCAAGGUCAUCCUUCUGACUAUAGCUUCAACGAGAGAGAGUUCUUUAGUGAACAAGUUCAAGCCUCAAACAGUUCUAUCCCAGCACCUCCGGCAAACUUCAAAUUAAGGGAGGAUCAUCUAUCUGGAAGCUCAAUCAAAGCCCCACGAUCAUUCUUUUCUUUGUCAUCAUUCCGAAGCAAGGGAAGCGACUCAAAGCUUAGGUGAUCACUUUUGAGAGGAAGUUUCACAACUCGAAGUGUUUGAGAUCAAAGAAUGAUAUAUACAUAAACAUCAGGUAGCGACAUAGGCGCUGGUCGGACCAUCUGCAAGAGAUAUACACUGGUACAAUGUACAUCCUGAUUGAUUUUUGAAGGCCUUUCUCAUGAUUUAGGCCGUGAUUGCGGUUGCGUCUUGAAAUAUUAUGUUGCAUAUUGCACUGAACAAAAAGCCACCAUUGGCAAAUGUUGUUGUGAUUUUGGUAGUCAUAGAAUUCUUUGUUUUUUCCAUCUUUGUCUUCAGUAUUUGUGUGAUGUAUAUCUAAAGUGAAGUCAUGUUAUGUAAGAUAUUGAUAAGAGAAACAUUACAGAUUUUGUGGUAAGAGUAACAUUACUUAUAAUC
Ilex paraguariensis (yerba mate) is the source of this 5064-nucleotide messenger RNA. NCBI's taxonomy places the organism in Eukaryota, Viridiplantae, Streptophyta, Magnoliopsida, Aquifoliales, Aquifoliaceae. The record is from the annotation of a GenBank genome assembly.